GCCUUUGCUAGCAGCAGAGGCUGGAGUGGGCGUCUUCUGACACCUCUGUCUUCUCGGCCGUUUCUGUCCUACCAACCACCUCUCAGGCGGCCGAGUCGAGAGGACGUUGUCCCCUGAGGGACAUCUGAAGAGCUUCUCUCUUGGUGGCCAUGGCUCUCCAUCUCGCUCGACUGGCGGUCUGGGAUUAAGCAUGGAGCGGCAGCGAGGACCCGGCACCUAAACUGCUCUGGCGCCAGGUCCUUGGUGGCCUCAGAGGGAGAGGGCAGAACAAGCGCAGGAGAGGAAGACUCUGGUGUGGGUGUCUAGACGUGGCCGAAGCUUCUUGCCUGCGACCCCCGUGGUACAUCUCGGCCUUCCGAUUCAUCCCUCUGCUACUGAAUGAAAAACACCAGCCUUGGACUCCUUGCAAAGCCAGUCAACAGGUAGAGGCUGCUGAAGCGUGGAGGUUCGUUGCUAGUCUGGGGCGAGAAAGAAGAGCUAGUCUUUUGUGGAGGAGGCUUUGCAUGGACUUCAUCCGAUUUCUACGUAUACAGUGAUGGUACCCGUGGGAAGAGAUGCUCAGAUGCCCAGCCUGCUUGGCCGCAGGUGAGCAGGCGGAGCUGCUGGUCUCCCAGUGCCGUGACCCCGAGGUUCCCGCGCAGUCUCCAAGCGGCUCGCUCAGACAUCCACGGGGGAAGCCCGGAACACGAUGAACAAAUUGAACUUCCACAAUAACAGAGUCAUGCAGGACCGACGCAGCGUGUGUGUUUUCCUCCCCAACGACCAUUCCCUCAACAUCAUCAUAAACGUCAAAAUAUUGUGCCAUGACUUACUGGUCCAGGUGUGUGACCUCUUGCGGCUGAAGGACUGUCACCUCUUCGGACUCAGCGUCAUUCAGAACAACGAGCACGUCUAUAUGGAGCUGUCCCAAAAGCUCUGCAAGUACUGUCCGAAAGAGUGGAAGAAAGAAGCCAGUAAGGGUAUAGACCAGUUUGGGCCCCCCAUGAUCAUUCACUUCCGAGUCCAGUAUUACGUGGAAAACGGCCGGCUGAUCAGCGACCGAACCGCCCGCUACUAUUAUUACUGGCACCUGAGGAAGCAAGUCCUCCGCUCGCAGAGCCUCCUUCGCGAGGAGGCCUAUUUCCUGCUGGCAGCCUUCGCCCUGCAAGCCGACCUGGGCAACUUCAAAAGGAACAAGCACUACGGGAAAUACUUUGAACCCGAAGCCUACUUCCCCGCCUGGGUGGUGGCAAAGAGAGGGAAGGACUACAUCUUGAAGCACAUUCCCAUCAUGCACAAGGACCAGUGCGCCCUGACGGCCUCCGAGGCCCAUCUGAAGUACAUCAAGGAAGCUGUCCGUCUCGAUGACGUGGCUGUGCAUUAUUAUAGAUUGUAUAAGGACAAGAAGGAAAUCGAGGCCUCCCUCACUCUAGGGCUGACCACUCGAGGCAUCCAGAUAUUCCAGAAUGUAAACAGCGAAAGACAGUUGCUUUACGACUUCCCUUGGACGAAUGUGGGGAAACUUGUGUUUGUGGGCAAGAGGUUUGAGAUCCUGCCCGAUGGCUUGCCCUCUGCCCGCAAGCUCACCUACUACACCGCCUGCCCCUUGCGCUCGCGGCACCUCCUGCAGCUCCUGAGCAACAGCCACCGCCUCUACAUGAACCUGCAGCCCGUAUUGCGGCAGAUCAGGAAGCUGGAGGAGAGCGAAGAGAAGAAACAGUACCGCGAGUCCUAUAUCAGCGACCUGGAGAUGGACCAGAUGGAGAAGCGUUCCCGCGCGAGCGGCAGCAGCUCCGGGAGCAUGAAGCACAAGUGCCUCUCCCGCCUCUCGACCGCCAGCCACAGCAGCUCGCACACGUCGGGAAUCGAGGCUGACCCCAAGCCCAGGGGCGAGCAGGGAGGCGAGGAGGACUUCCUGCUGUCCGCGGCCCACCACAAACUGAGGGCCUGCAGCUCCCUGACCAGCCACGGCAGCUCCCACACUUCGGGCGUGGAGAGCAGCGAGAAGGAGCGGCUGGAGGAAGAAGACUCCUCCCAGGAUGACGAAAUAGAGAUGCUGGUCGAUGACCCCCGAGACCUCGAGCCCACGAGUGAAAGGUCCCUGGAUGACGUGAGUCCCGACGUCUGCAUUUACAUCACCGAAGACAUGCUCAUGGCCAGGAAGUUCAACGGGCACUCAGGAUUAGUCGUCAAAGAAGUCAGUUCGUCUACUUCCAGCUCUUCGGAGACCGUGGUCAAGCUUCGUGGCCAAAGCAUUGAUUCAUUGCCCCAGACGGCCUGCCGGAAGCCAAAGACCUCCACUGACCGGCACAGCCUGAGCCUGGACGACAUCCGGCUCUACCAAAAGGACUUCCUGCGACUGGCCAGCCUCUGCCAGGAGACAGCCCAGAGCUACACCUUCGGCUGUGGCCACGGGCUGGCCGAAGAGGGCCUCUACUGCAAUGGCUGCUUAGCUCAGCAAUGCAUCAACAUUCACGACGCUUUCCCCGUCAAGAGGACCAGCAAGUACUUCUCUCUGGAUCUCGCCCACGAAGAAGUCCCGGAGUUUGUCGUCUGACGCUGCAUCUCCAGAAAGGCCUCCGGAGCUGGGUACUCGGGAGGGAGGUUGACCCAAGAAAGAGGACCACGGAUUCCCUGGAUUAUUUCUGGUGCCAUAGCAGGGGUAUAUAGAGAUAUAUAUUCCCCGUCAAGAUCUCUUCUCGGAUACUACACAGAUACUGUGUGUUGCACUUUGACAAAAAUGUGCCUGUCUCAAAGGCUGGUUCUUUCCGAAUCGAUGUCUGGAAACACGGCGGUCUUCUGUUCUCCGAAAAGGGAAGGCCAGCCUUGAGCACUUGUUGCGUUCUCUCGUUUUGACAAGAAAAACACGAUGCACAAAGAUUGGCUUUUUAAUUUUAUUUGCCUCACGCCAAGCUGCCGUCUUUCUUCCGCACUUCAGGUGGCCGUGGCUUCUUCCUGCAUCACAUUUUGCAGCUUUCUUCGGGUCGGCCGUCGUGGCAUCGAUGCUGAAAGCGAGGACAUCGGUCUCUGUAGUCUUCUUCCCCCCCCCAAACCCUUUUUAUUUCCUGCACUGUGUCAAGCCAAAGAAAUGCACACAUCCCAAACGGGAAGCCAUCGAGACCACAGGUGUGAGCAAUAACUGACCAAAGGGACUUUGUCCUCCGUUGGUCGAGAGGCCUGGGGGAGGGCGGCAAGUGUGUCGCGAUGCAGUCGGGCCACCAUUUUCCCGUUCUUCCCCACCGAAAGGAAAAGGACUGCAGUGACAUCAGCUCCCAUCUGAUAUUUUGUGUUGUUUACAAAAGAAAAAAGGGAAGGGAAAAAACAGGCCUAAAAACCGAUGUUCAGAAAAGUGGGAUUUUGAAAGCUGCUGGAAGCGUUUUCAUUUGAGGUGGAAACAACCUCAUGAACAGAUAAUCUGUCAGGAUGUAGCAAUAAGGUUUGCUGACCAAAGUACCUUAAAUUUGAGAGAGAGAAAGAGAGAGAGAUUAUAUAUAAAAAAUGCGUAUAUAAGUAUAGAGAGGAGUAUUUGUUUAUUGUAUGCUUGAACUUGCAGCUCUCCUGUUUUACAUUUUGUUUUUCUGUUUUAAAUGCCUUUUGUAGAAAAAGUUAACUACCCUCCCAAACACCCCAUGUUACAUAUAUAGACAAUCUUAUAAGCUCUACUUACACACAGGGAAGAAAACUUGCUCCCCUUUUAUUUUUGCUGUCGAGGGAGGGGGGGUGUUGUUGCUGCGACGUAAGCAUGGCUUCUUCCUCACACCCCAUAAUAUAUCUUUGCUGUUUUCUUUU
Messenger RNA from Podarcis muralis (Common wall lizard), 3768 nucleotides. RefSeq names its product FERM domain containing 6 (gene FRMD6). Gene Ontology annotation, biological process: positive regulation of hippo signaling. Gene Ontology annotation, cellular component: cytoskeleton; cytoplasmic side of apical plasma membrane. The record is from RefSeq and is a predicted model, not a curated record. Lineage: Eukaryota; Metazoa; Chordata; Lepidosauria; Squamata; Lacertidae.